UACGAGUAUCUCGAGACGAACCUCACCACUUCAACUUUUCUACUUAACGGUCCAUUCGUAAUCAUCGAUUGCUCUUGAUAAAAUGAAUCGGUCAAGAGCGCAACCGUGGACGUGCGCAUAGAAUUUGAAUGCAAAGAGAAUGUGUCGAUGAAUACCACCGCGUACUGCCUCAUCAUACACGACCGCGUGGUUCAAUAAAACCCGUUGACAAACGUUGUGCGCAAAAUCACCUAACAACGUUGUACAUUAAAGGAGAGGGAGAUAAGACAAUAUAUAACUCUACGACGCAUCGAAGUUAAUCACAGUCUUCUUGAUAACAACAGUCAUGUCUGCAUCAACGUUCGUAGACCUGCAAGGUUUCAUCGUUGGAGGAAAAUUUAUCGUUAAGGAAUUUGCCUCUCUCAAAGAUGGAUUUGAACUCACCCACUAUUUGUUUACACCCACUUAUCCAUGGGAAUACCUUACCAAGGCAGAAAGAUGUCAGGUGGCAUGGUUGAAAGUGAAUCAUCAUGGAAUAUCAUGGGAGGAUGGAUUAAUUCCACACAGCAUGGCUAGGAGUUUGAUUACAAAGGCGGUGAUGGGUACAACUGCAACCGAUGAUGAAAUUCUCGUGUACGUCAAGGGAUGUGAGAAACGAGAAUGGUUGCGUGAUUUGCUUCUGGACGAGGCGAGACAGGAAGCUUACGUCGAGAAUAUUGAGACGCAUUACGAAGACAUAGAACCUCUAAACAAGUUGGACAUUAUGUACACGAUGUCAGAAUCAUGUGAACAACUGCGCUUUACAAAAUGUAUUUAAGCUGUUUAAUUGGUGGUCUAAGAAUAAAAAAUAUAUAUCGUAUCCAUUUUUUACAU
Monomorium pharaonis (pharaoh ant) is the source of this 852-nucleotide messenger RNA. RefSeq lists its product as uncharacterized. Bases 326 to 796 code for a protein of 156 amino acids. The record is from RefSeq and is a predicted model, not a curated record. The transcript has a single exon. Lineage: Eukaryota; Metazoa; Arthropoda; Insecta; Hymenoptera; Formicidae.